CGAGAUCUACCAGUCCAACUAGAGAGGCGCAGCCAUUACUGACAGCCGACUACCAGACAAUAUGGCACACCAUGCCCACCCAUUACCUGAAGAUACCUAUAGAGAAAUGGAGCCAGUGCCAGAGGAUACACCAAAGAUCCAGGGCUACGACUUCAACCAGGGAGUGGACUACCGCGCACUGAUGAAGUCCUACCUUACCACCGGUCUGCAGGCCACUAGGGUGGGCUUGGCUAUCCAGGAGCUCAACAAAAUGAUCGAGAGGCGCCAGCAACCGAUGAAGAGGAUAAAUGGAUUUGCUGAGGAAGACCCAUCCACUUGCCCCUGCCUUAACAGCUGCACCAUCUUCUUCAGUUACACCUCAAACCUCAUCAGCAGUGGAGUCAGGGAGAGUAUCCGCUAUCUCGCAGAACACAAAAUGGUGGAUGUCUUAGUGACAACAGCUGGAGGUAUAGAGGAGGAUCUGAUCAAGUGUUUGGGCCCGAUGUACAUAGGAGACUUCGAUAUGCCUGGCAAGCAUCUUUACAAAAUAGGACUGAACAGGACAGGAAACACACUGAUGCCUGAAGAAAACUAUGUGAAAUUCGACAAAUGGUUGAUGCCCAUUUUAGAGCAGAUGCUGCUGGAGCAGAACACUCAGGGCGUUCGCUGGACUCCAUCUAAGAUGAUCCAUCGGCUUGGCAAGGAGAUCAACAACCCUGAAUCUGUUUACUACUGGGCCUACAAGAAUAACAUCCCGGUGUUCAGCCCUGCCUUGACAGACGGUGCCAUCGGAGACGCGUUCUUCCUCUUCUCAUUCAAAAAGCCCGGUUUGAUACUGGACAUAGCUGAGGAUAUUACAAAGUUGAACCAUCUUGCAGUGGCAGCCAACAGCACAGGGAUACUCGCCCUGGGAGGGGGCGUGUCCAAACACCAAGUCUGCAAUGCAAAUGCAUGGAGAGACGGAGCUGAUUAUGCUGUGUUUGUGAACACGGCUCAGGAGUUCGAUGGCUGUGACUCUGGAGCCAGACCUGAUGAGGCCGUGUCCUGGGGCAAGAUCAGCUUAGAUGCCAAACCUGUGAAGGUGUUUGCAGAUGCUUCCAUUGUUUUUCCCUUACUGGUGGCAGAGACCUUUGCAGUUCAUGCUAAUAAGAUGACAGCUGGCAAAAACGAGUCAACAGAUGUUUCCUAAAUCUGUUAGAAACACUAAACAUAUUUCAUUUUCCUAUUUAUUCUUUCUGUAACAUGAACUGUGAAA
Messenger RNA from Trematomus bernacchii (emerald rockcod), 1234 nucleotides. RefSeq names its product deoxyhypusine synthase-like. Gene Ontology annotation, molecular function: deoxyhypusine synthase activity. The transcript has 10 exons. Gene Ontology annotation, cellular component: cytoplasm. Gene Ontology annotation, biological process: peptidyl-hypusine biosynthetic process. The record is from RefSeq and is a predicted model, not a curated record. Bases 62 to 1168 code for a protein of 368 amino acids. NCBI's taxonomy places the organism in Eukaryota, Metazoa, Chordata, Actinopteri, Perciformes, Nototheniidae.